AUGGGCUCGUCCUCCCAGCACGAUUCCAUCUCCGCAUCAGGAAGUUUGGAGUCUGCUGAUGGCAGCAGAAGCAGCAUCAACAAGUGGACCAAGAUUACGAGCACAAACUCGUGGAGAUGGUGCCUAGGGUUGAUUUACAUCGUUGCUGUUGCCGGUAUAUGGAUUGCCGCUAGCUACAUCGUGCAGUCUGUCGUGGAUGCUGGCGUCUCUCCGUUCUUGAUCACCUACAUAUGCAAUUCUCUGUUUGUUGUCUACAUUCCCAUAGUUGAGGCUGCCCGGUACUUUGAGGAUUCUAUUGGCGACUUUUGGACAAAGUUGAAAUUCAAGGAUGCUGAAAGCCUGCAGCAGGCUUCUGACCUGGAGAGUGUGAAUCUUCUUCAAAGUGGGGGGCAUGAGAUCAGUGUUGCCUCGGAUCAAGCACAAACAAGGCCGUCUGAAGACACUUCAGUUCCAGAUACAAGCUUCCCUGCCCAGACGGAGCUAAGUGUUGUAGCUUGCAGCAAAGGGUUGGAUGCAAAAGGGCGGUGGACGCGUGCUCGUGUGGCCAAAGUGAGCAUGCUAAUCAGCCCCUUUUGGUUCCUUGCACAGCUUACAUUCAAUCUGUCUCUAAGAUACACCACUGUUACGUCCAACACGAUCUUGAGUAGCACGUCUAGCCUCUUCACUUUCUUGGUUGCAUUAGUUUUCCUUGGAGAGACAUUCACAUGGUUGAAGCUAAUUAGUGUGCUUCUCUGCAUGGGAGGUACAAUAAUUGUCAGCCUGGCUGAUUCAAGUAGUUCAGUUAAUGCCAUUGCUACAAAUCCUCUCCUUGGAGAUUUCCUGUCCAUUGUUUCUGCUGGUUUAUAUGCUGUGUAUAUCACCUUGAUUCGAAAAAAGCUGCCUGAUGAGAAAGAAGGUCAAGGACAAGUGAGCAUGGCUCAGUUUCUGGGAUUCCUGGGACUGUUUAAUAUGUUGUUUUUCCUUCCUGUUGCAUUGGUGUUGAAUUUCGCCAAGCUUGAGCCAUUCCACAAGCUCACAUGGGAACAAGUUGGUCUUGUUGUCGGAAAAGGUUUGAUAGACAACGUUUUGAGUGACUACUUGUGGGCAAAAGCGAUCCUUCUCACAACAACUACGGUCGCCACAGCUGGCCUCACAAUCCAAGUUCCAAUUGCUGCCAUUGUGGACACACUCACCGGUCAUGCUCCUCAUCUACUGGACUAUAUUGGAGCUGCUGCCGUCCUAGUCGGUUUUGCUGGGAUCAACAUACCAGUUGGAGAGUCUCCACAGGUUGUCCAGCAAGAGCAGGAAACUCCAAUUGUUAGCAUGGUUGAUGACCCGAUUCAUUUGCCCAGCAGUGCCAAUGGCACUGAUGUUGUCUCAUAG
Molecule: messenger RNA, 1362 nt
Organism: Miscanthus lutarioriparius
Lineage: Eukaryota; Viridiplantae; Streptophyta; Magnoliopsida; Poales; Poaceae
Source: the annotation of a GenBank genome assembly